Messenger RNA from Hirsutella rhossiliensis, 1932 nucleotides. RefSeq names its product pyridine nucleotide-disulfide oxidoreductase domain-containing protein. Lineage: Eukaryota; Fungi; Ascomycota; Sordariomycetes; Hypocreales; Ophiocordycipitaceae. The coding region runs from base 1 to 1932 and encodes 643 amino acids. The record is from RefSeq and is a predicted model, not a curated record. The transcript has a single exon.
AUGGCAGUCAGUGCCAGCGAUGGCCACGAGAUGCCUGAUCUGGGUUGCAUCAUGGGCAAGUACGAGGAAGAGAAGAAGAAGCGACUGCGGGCGGAUGGAAGCGCCCAGUAUAUCGACCUCGAGCUCGAGCCGGCGGGUCCCCUCAGCAACCUGGCCCAGGAUCCAUGGGUCGACCAUGAGACCCUCAACGCGCAGGCGCCCAAUCUUGCCGAUGGCGACGACAUCAAGCUCCUCAUCCUCGGCGCCGGGUUUGGCGGCCUGCUCCAUGCCGUCCGCCUCGUUGAGGCCGGCUUCGCCCCCGGCGACGUGCGCAUCGUCGACACGGCCGGCGGCUUUGGCGGCACUUGGUACUGGAACCGCUACCCGGGCCUUAUGUGUGACGUCGAGAGCUCUAUAUACCUGCCCCUGCUCGAGGAGAUGGGCUACACGCCCAAGCACCGCUUCUCCUAUGGCCCCGAGAUCAGGCGUCAUGCCGAGGCCAUCGCCGUCCACUGGCGUCUCGCCGACAAGGCCGUCUUCCGCACCCACGCCCGCUCUCUGGCGUGGGAUGAAGAUGCCAGCCGGUGGCGCGUCUGCUUGGCCCAAGCCCGCGGUCUGGCCAAGAGCGAUGUUGUCAACAUGAAUGUAUGCGCCCAGUUUGUUGUCCUCGCCAAUGGCGUCCUUAACCACCCCAAGGCGCCUAAGAUCCCCGGAAUCGGUGACUUUGCCGGCCCCAUGAUGCAUACAGGCCGGUGGGACUAUGGCAUUAGCGGCGGCUCGCCUGAUAAUGCCUCCCUGAUGGGUUUUAAGGGCAAGCGCGUUGGCAUUAUCGGCACCGGCGCCACGGCCGUGCAGUGCGUGCCCGAGCUGGCCAAAUGGGCCGGCCACGUCCUUGUGUUCCAGCGGACCCCGUCGGCCGUCGACGAGCGCGGCCAGCGCGAGACAGACCCAGAGGCCUGGCAGGCCAUGACGGCCUCGCCUGGCUGGUGGAGGGCGCGCAAUAACAACUGGAACAGCAUUAUCUGCGGCUACCCGGCCGAGGACAACCUAGUCAACGACGCCUGGUCCGCCAUCGGCGCCUAUAAACACCUCGUCGGCGGGCCCCAUGAGCAGCCCGUCGGUCUACAGGGCGUCGUCGGCCUCAUCCAGCGAGCCCUGGCCAUUGACGCCCCGCGCAUGGAGCGCCUGCGCCGGCGCGUCGACGACAUCGUCACCAAGGACGCCGCGACGGCCGAGGCGCUCAAGGCGUGGUAUCCCUCGUGGUGCAAGAGGCCCUGCUUCCACGACGACUAUCUUGCCACCUUCAACCGCUCCAACGUGACCCUCGUCGACACGGCGGCUAAGGGUGUCGAGCGCUUCACCCGCACCGGCGUCGUCGUCGGUGGUCAAGAGCAUGAACUCGACAUCGUCGUUCUCGCCACCGGCUACCGUUCCCCGUCGACCGACAUGGGCGAACCAAGCGGCGUGUCCAACGCCACCAUCACGGGAUGCGCCGGGGCCCAGCUCGCCAGCAAGUGGCUGUACCAGGGCGCCACCACCCUCCACGGCAUUCUUACCCACGGCUUCCCCAACCUCAUCCUCAUGGGGCCCGCCCAGGUUGGCGUCUCGGCCAACUUCGUCUACGGCCUCGACAACCUCGCCAAGCACGUCGCCUACGUCCUCUCCGAGGCUCUCGCUCGCGCCCCUGACCAGGCCCGCGCCGUCGUCGAGGCCACUGAGCAGGGCGAGGCCGAGUGGACGGAGCGUAUUCUCACCCGCAGCGCCUGGAUGGCCCCGCUCGGCAUCUGUGGCCCCAGCUACUUCAACAACGAGAGCGACCCGGCCCAGAGUUCGCCCGAGGAGCAGACCAAGAGCGCCCGCGGCGCAUACUACCCUCAGGGCAUCAUCGAGUAUGAGGAGGUGCUGGAGCGUUGGCGACGCGAGGGGUCCAUGCAUGGACUCCUUGUCCGAUAG